This is a messenger RNA of Blepharisma stoltei, 1490 nucleotides long. Lineage: Eukaryota; Ciliophora; Heterotrichea; Heterotrichida; Blepharismidae. The record is from the annotation of a GenBank genome assembly.
AUGGGAUGGCUCUUUCUGAUAGUUUGCACUUUAUUAGUGCUUACCACAAGUGGAGAUGAAACCUACGAAACUGUUUCAGUUGGCAUAACCCGCUAUGUUAUCCAAACUGAAAGCUGAAAAUAUUUUAUACUACAAGGAAUCGUUUCACAAGAUAUUUAUUAUUUAUCUAUAAAGCUUCAGCUUGACUCUGGAUUCCACUUAGCUUUACUUGCUAGAAGAAAUAAACCUCCUAGUUUAGAAAAAAAAGGUUUUAAAACUGAUUGGGCUGAUAUGGAUAAUUACUAUUUAUCGUACUCCUCUCACAAUAUCGUUCUUGAGCCUUUAACUUAUGAUUCUCAAACUUUUUAUAUUGGUGUUUAUACAAAUACAACAGCUGCUGUAUCUUAUAGACUUUCAGCGGUCCAAAAGUAUAAUAAUGCCUGUCCUAAUGAUUGUUCAGGUAAAGGAAAUUGUAAUAAAACGACAUGUGGAUGUAAUGAUAACUGAAUUGGUGUUGAUUGCCAUGUUAAUGCAGAUUUAGUUUAUCUGUCAGGGUAUCAAAAUGUCGAUAUAUAUGAAAAUAGUUUGGCAUAUGCAUAUUAUACUUUAUUAUAUUUUUUUGCAAUUUUUCUAGGUUUUAGUAUUAUUUUUUGGCAUUUAAAAAUAUAGUAAAUUAAGUUUAAAAAUGAUAAAUUAAUAUAAAAUUAUGGAAAUUUUAUCAAAAAUCAUACAAAUUCACGUCAACUGACGAUGAAAUUCAAGUGCAAGUUGAGCUCGCCAACGCUGACGCAAGCACAAUCACAAUUUAUGCCAAACCUUCUUCAGGAUAUGACACUUUAUUGCCAACUAUUUACGAAAAUAAAAUUAAAAAAACAGGCAACUCAUUUACAUUUACCUUCAGUAAAAACGGAAACACAGCGUUCUAUUUUUCACUUGAAAAUGACUCAGAAAAUUUUAUAACAGCUAAAUUUCUGCUUUCUCAAGCAACUAGCAGUGGCAGUGGCUCAGACCCUUUGAUAUUUUAUAUCAUAAUCGCCUGUUCCUCCCUCAUUAUCGUUGGCUGAGUCGUAUUUGCCCUGAUUAGAACCUGGAGAAGGUCCACUUCUAUAGCAAUUCUUGAAGAAGAAAAUCACAACCCAGAAAGGGCCAUAGAGCUAACUACAAUAGAAGAAAAUUUCCCUGAAAAAGAGUAUCGUCCCACCAACUCUGAGUCAUUUCCUUGUCCUAUCUGUUUAGAAAGCUUUUUAAAAAAUGAUAAAAUAAGGGUCCUUCCUUGUGAACAUGUUUAUCAUAAAAAAUGUAUAGAUGAAUGGUUUUCAAGGAAAGCUUAUUGCUGCCUCUGCAAAAGAGAUUGGAAAAAUUGUGAUACUACUAUGAUGACAAGAAGGGAUGAGGAUACUGUUGGGGCUACAUUUCAUCUCAAUGCUACAUUUAAUGAUGGGAAUAAUCAAAGCAGGGCUGUUAAUGUAGAAAAUGAAGAGAGCGCUGAAAUGCCUAUUGAUGAUGUUUAA